AUAAUAUGAUGAGAAUGAUAAAACUGGACAUUUAAUAAUUUGCACGGCCAGAAUCCGGCGAACGGGCUGGGUCGACUGUACGGGGGCGCGUGUGCUUUAAGCAGUUCUCCGGUCCCGGGCGCUCCGGACACCCACGUCAGCAGAACGUUUUUCCAGCACAAACGGGUUUCGGUCUUUCGGGCAAAGCAGGAAGUGAACGCCGUUCGCCCUGAUAACAAAAUCUGGAGAAAUACAUCCAAAGUACACACAGAGAAAUGGAGAUGGUUUGUGAAAGUGGGACAUGUAGACCCUACCGGAGCGCGGGUGAAGCAGGGCAUGCGUCUAUUCACAAAUGGACCAGUGCAGAUAUGUCAGCCAUUCACCAGAGUUGUUUGCUAAAACAACUGGACCAGCAGAGGCAACAGGAAUUGUUUUGUGACUGCAACAUAUUGGUGGAGGGUCAGAUUUUCAGAGCACAUCGUAACGUCCUAUAUGGCAGCAGCGGAUACUUCCGGAUGUUGUUGUCUCAGGGAGCUAAAGACACUCUGGAGUCAGUAAAUGCUUCUUUUGAUGUCUUCAGCUCAGAAAUUUUCUCCAUCAUCCUGGACUUUAUUUACUCUGGUCACCUGGAGCUCAACAGCUCCAAUGUAAUAGAGGUGAUGUCAGCCGCCAGCUACCUGCAGAUGAAUGAUGUCAUUUCCUACUGCAAGACCUUCAUUAAAUCUUUUCUCGACAUCAGUGCAAAAGAAGAUGGUGAGGGGCGAUACCUGUGUCUGUCGGACAGCAUGGAGCGGUCCCAUGACAGACGUGAGAAUGUCAUCGAGCCCUCCACCUUGUGUGAUGUAAACAUGAGCUCUCAGACCAGACUCUGGGAGCAUCAAGAGGAGGACCAUAUCAAAGAAGACAUCACAGGAGCCAUAGCGUCCAGCCCAGAGCCAUCAGGGCUACAGCAGAAUUCUUCUCCACAUCCAAGUCUAGAGUCUCAAAUUGAUGAGGAGCAGUUCAGCCCUGUGCUUCCUGAAUGCAGGAGAAGAGGAAGCAGGAAGAGAACUGCCACCAGUCGCUUGGUAACUGAAGACACUUCUCUCAUUGACCUACAGGGGGUUGUAUCACACUGCUCUCAAAAAGCAGAUGAGCUGUACGCCAGCCUGCCAUCCAUUGUUGGGGUGGUUGGGGUGUUUAAUAAAGAUUCCACUCCAUCAAUGCGUUACAAAUGUCCUUUCUGCACGCACACAGUAAAGAGGAAGGCCGAUUUGAAGCGUCACCUGCGCUGUCACACAGGGGAGCGUCCGUACCCCUGUCAGGCCUGCAGCAAGCGUUUUACCCGUCUGGAACACCUGCGCAGCCACUUUGAGACGAUCCACCAGGCCCGUAAGCUGGUAUGCAGAAAGUGCAAACGGCACGUAACUGAGAUCAAUGGACGAGUGGUGAGCGAGGGAACUCGUAGAUACAGACUGUGUGAUGUUUGCAUUCAGGAGAGCGGUUAUAGCGAGUUAGUCACAGAUGAAGACGGCGAGAAGGAAGGCCUGUUGUUGGGGGUGGAAGAAGAGACGAGUGAGGACAGAGAAAUGACAUGGGCCAUGGACGAUGAUGAUCUCGCAGAGGAUUCAGGCACAGAUCUCAUCAUCCAAGAAGUCGAAGAUAGCGAUGAGGACACUAGUGGAAAGUGAUGAUGAUGGUGGUGAUUUUUUUAUUUAUGUGUGUGAGGGGUGUGUCCACAAAGAAGAAGGAUGAGACUUCUGGACAGUUUCGUGAAUUAUAAUUUCAUAUGAGAGAUGCUUGGGCAUUUUGUAAAAUAAGAUUUUCUCAUUAAAUAUAUGAAGUAUUAAAGUGCUUUUAUAAAAGUAUAUUUCUGUAAUUAAAAAAAGAAAAUAUAUAUAGGUUAUUUCAAAAGACAUGUAGGCCUAUAGGAGAAAUGGACAGUGUGGUUCAACACAAUACAAAUGGGACAGAAUUUUCUGACGUUCUGAUGUUAUCGUCAUUGAUCAUACAUUUUUACAUCAGCUUUCAGUUUUCACACUUAGUUAAGACGAGGGUAAACGUAGCCUAUAUCAUUUUGUGUACUGUGUUGCAUGGAUUCAAAGUGUCAUUUGCCUACUUUUUGUUGUGUGUUUUUCUUAUUUAUGUCAAAACCUUUCCAAAAACAACUAUACAA
Molecule: messenger RNA, 2134 nt
Organism: Triplophysa dalaica
Lineage: Eukaryota; Metazoa; Chordata; Actinopteri; Cypriniformes; Nemacheilidae
Gene: zbtb8a
Product: zinc finger and BTB domain containing 8A
Exons: 4
Coding region: 255-1649 (464 amino acids)
Biological process (GO): regulation of transcription by RNA polymerase II
Molecular function (GO): DNA-binding transcription factor activity, RNA polymerase II-specific; RNA polymerase II cis-regulatory region sequence-specific DNA binding; protein binding
Source: RefSeq, a predicted model, not a curated record